CCGUCGCACGGCCCAGGCGCAGCGGCCCGACCGUCCGCGCCUCGGAGCGUCCCGCAGCGCCGCUUGCUGUCCGGUCGGGGCCCGCGCGCCCGCCGCCCGCGCAUCUGCCCGACGCCCGGGAACCCCGGCGGGCCAGGGCGGCCCGGCCGGGCGCUUCUCCGCAGAGGCCCGGGGCGGCGGCUCCGCGGCUGACAGCGCGGGACCAUGGCCGAGGCGGCCCCGGCUGCGCCCCAGGAGUGGCUGAGGGGGGCCGACCUCCCCCGGGAGGCCCAGAUCCAGUCGGCGGAGAUCUCCGUCCUGGCCAUGGUGGCCGCCGUGCAGGCCGUGGAGAGGAAGGUGGAGGCGCAGGCGGCCCGGCUGCAGAGGCUGGAGGGCCGCGCGGGCAGCGCCGAGAAGAAGCUGGCGGACUGCGAGAAGACGGCGGCCGCGCUGGGCCACCAGCUGGAGGGCAAGUGGGCGGUGCUGGGCACCCUGCUGCAGGAGUACGGGCUGCUGCAGCGGCGCCUGGAGAACAUGGAGAACCUGCUGCGGAACCGCAACUUCUGGGUGCUGCGCCUGCCGCCCGGCAGCAAGGGCGACGCCCCCAAGCUGCCUGUGACCGCCGACGACCCGGCCCUGUCCUUCCCGGAGCAGGAGUGGGGCGGCCUGCAGGACUGGCAGAAGCAGCUGUGCAAAAAGCGCGCCGUGCGGGGCGGCCCCGAGGCCCGGGAACCAGGCGCCCCCGCCUCGCCCCCGGCGCUUCUGCCCUGGAUCAAGCAAGAAAAGGAAGCCCCGGGGAGGCCCCUGGCCAGCCCCGGGGGGCAGCCCCCCGCGCGCCCGCGCCCAGCCGACGGCUGCCUGGGCAGCAAGGAGAAGAGUCUGGAGGGCCCCGAGCCAGCCUGGGCAGGCAAAGUGGCAUCCGGCGAAGAAGCCUUCGCAGAGGGCACGCGUGAGGACCGGCCCCUCCCACAGGAUCCCCCCACUCAGCCCGCCCCGCCUCUGGACCCCCAGGGCCCAGCCGCACCAGCCGCGGCGCCUUGUGGCCAGAGCGCGGCCCAGAAGGAGCCCGGAGCCCUGCCCCCGCGCCCCCGGCCCGGCCCGCGGCCCCUGACCUGCGCGCAGUGUCCCCCGGGGCUGGCACCGCCCGCGCCCGCGGCCCCCCGCGCCUACACGUGCGCGCAGUGCGGCCAGAGCUUCGUGCACCAGUCCACGCUCACCGCGCACUACCGCACGCACACGGGCGAGAGGCCCUUCCAGUGCGCGCAGUGCCAGAAGCGCUUCGGCCGCCUGUCCACGCUGCUGGAGCACCGGCGCACGCACACGGGCGAGAAGCCGUUCCAGUGCGCGCAGUGCCAGAAGCGCUUCGGCCGCCUGUCCACGCUGGUGGAGCACCGGCGCACGCACACGGGCGAGAAGCCCUUCCAGUGCGCGCACUGCGACAAGCGCUUCACGCGCCUGGCCAACCUGACGGUGCACCAGAACGUGCACCCGGGCGAGCGCGCCUUCCAGUGCGCGCAGUGCGCCAAGCGCUUCGCCCAGAAGGCCGCCUUCCUGCGCCACCUGCGCGCCCACUCGCGCGAGAAGCGCUUCCCCUGCGGCCAGUGUGGCCAGACCUUCGCCUGUCGCUCCUGGCUCGUGCGCCACCAGGGCCGCCACGCCGGCCCCGCCGCCCCGGCCUCCCCGACCCAGGGGCCCCCUGCGGGGGCAGGGUGGGGGCGGCCUCCCCGGGACCCCGCCGCCGCCGCUCGGGGGGCUGACGGCUCCGGGCCCGAGCAGGGCCAGCGGGGCCGGCCUGGGGGCAGGCAGGCCAGUGGCCGCGACCAGGGAGGUCCCGGGGGUCCCCUGCACAGAUCUCUCUCCCGCGUGAAGAUGGAAAAUGCGGGAUAGCCCCCCCCCCCGGAGCGCUCCCCCGCAGAGGGCCACUGAGGGUGGAGGGGCGGUGGUGUCCCCAGAGUCCCCAUCCGGCCACCGCGGGCCUUGCUACGGCAGGAGGGGGCGGCGGGAAUGCCUGGGGAGGCACCCCCAAAGGGGAGAAGGCGCACGUGGUUUUAGGGGGAGCCGCCAGCCUUCUCGACGCAUGCGGACUGCAGAUUCCAAGGUGUCCAGGCGGGAAGGGGUGGGGAGACGCCCUCAGGGGUUCCACAGGUGCAUCCUGAGAGCUGCCCCUCCCACCCCCACGCGUCUAUCUGGGCCGCGUGUCUGUGCGCGCAUGCGCCUGGCCACCUGGCCGUCAGCGGCUCUUUGGAGCCACAGGUGUGUGCCACUUCCUGAAGACUCCGAGCCACAGGGGACCUGGGUCGGGGGAGCCACGGGCAACAGAGGUGGGAUGGGGGUCCGGAGGGAGGGGGGCACGGCUGGGCCACGGGAGGCAGGGAAGGGGAGCCCCCAAGCCCCGCCGCCCUCGCCCUGCCCUUGGCUGGGGCCCCACCAUCGCGCCGAGUUGAAUUCCUUCCUAGCCCCCACUCUCCUAGGACCCCCAGGCCGGGGGAGUCUCCCACCCCUCCGCGGCUGGGUUCCUGGGGGCGCGUGUGCCCGAGUGCGGUUCCCGGGAGUCUGCGCGCGUUCGCUCGGGGGCAGCGCUCUGCACGGAAGGGACGCUGUUAAAGCAGCGUGCCCCCUCCCCUCGACGCCCCCGUUGCUGGCUGUCGUUACCGACUCGCAGGACAGUGCGGGAUCCCCGGGACCUGUGGCUGGUGUCCGCGCCCACGCCCGAGUGACAGGGGGAGUGCUGGCGGGUGGCUGAGGGCGGGGCGCGCGGCGGAGUCCGGCGGGGGCGGCUGCCGCGCCUGUGCAAUAAAGACGUGUCCCCCCUGCU
This is a messenger RNA of Sorex araneus (European shrew), 2794 nucleotides long. RefSeq names its product zinc finger protein 398-like. The record is from RefSeq and is a predicted model, not a curated record. The transcript has 5 exons. The coding region runs from base 205 to 1866 and encodes 553 amino acids. Gene Ontology annotation, biological process: regulation of DNA-templated transcription. Lineage: Eukaryota; Metazoa; Chordata; Mammalia; Eulipotyphla; Soricidae.